This is a messenger RNA of Rhineura floridana, 6038 nucleotides long. RefSeq names its product BCR activator of RhoGEF and GTPase (gene BCR). The transcript is spliced from 23 exons. Gene Ontology annotation, biological process: protein phosphorylation; positive regulation of GTPase activity; intracellular signal transduction. Gene Ontology annotation, molecular function: protein serine/threonine kinase activity; GTPase activator activity; guanyl-nucleotide exchange factor activity. The coding region runs from base 13 to 4020 and encodes 1335 amino acids. The record is from RefSeq and is a predicted model, not a curated record. Gene Ontology annotation, cellular component: membrane. Lineage: Eukaryota; Metazoa; Chordata; Lepidosauria; Squamata; Rhineuridae.
CCGGGCUCUGCCAUGGUGGACCCGGUGGGCUUCGCCGAGGCGUGGCGCGCCCAGUUCGCCGACUCGGAGCCGCCCCAGAUGGCGCUGCGCUCGGUGGGCGACAUCGAGGCGGAGCUGGAGCGCUGCAAGGCGUCCAUCCGCCGCCUGGAGCUGGAGGUGAACAAGGAGCGCUUCCGCAUGAUCUACCUGCAGACGCUGCUGGCCAAGGAGAAGAAAAGCUACGACCGGCAGCGCUGGGGCUUCGAGCGCGCCUUGCGCGGGGCCCGCGACGAGGGCGGCGCAGAGGAGCGAGAGGCGGCGGAGGCAGAGCCGCCCGGCCCGACCCGGCCCCCGAGCACGACCACGCCGCCGCCAAGCGACAAGCCCCACCGGCCGCGGCCGGCCGCCCUCCGCAAGUGCUCGGCGCAGAGCGACGGCUCGGAGGCGGACAGCCCUCAGCCAGGCGACGGCAAACAGGCGAGAGAGGCGGCAUUGGGGGGCUCCCCGGCAAAGGCUCGGCUGGCUCCCAGCAGCGGCCGCCGCCGCCGCCUGCUGAGCCUCUCCUCGGAGAGGGACGCGGGCGUCUCGGAGGCGGGGGGCGGCCCCGCAGCCAGCACGGUGGCAGCGCUGCGCUGCAGCUUCGAGCGGCUGAAGGCGCCCGCGGCGGCGGGGGACGGCAAGGAGGCGCCGGCCUCGCCGUCGGAGAAGCCCUUCUACGUCAACCUGGAGUACCACCACGAGAGGGGCCUGGUGAAGGUCAACGACAAGGAGGUCUCGGACCGGAUCAGCUCGCUGGGCAGCCAAGCCAUGCAGCUGGAGGCGCGCAAGAAGGUGCCGCUGCCGCUGCGGGGCCGCCCGGCUGAGGACGGCGACUACGAGGAUGCGGAGCUGAACCCGCGUUUCCUCAGGGAGAACCUGUUGGACGGCAACGGGGGCGCCCGGCCGGCCUGGCCGGCGGCGGCCCCGGACUUCCAGCCCUACCAGAGCGUCUACGUGGGCAGCAUGAUGGCGGCGCUGACCGCGGGGGGCGACGGCGGGGAGACGGACAGGGCCGCCCCGCCGCUCCUGCGCGGCCACUCGGCUGCCCCCGUCGAGGCGGAGAAGCCGCGCACCUGGCCGCGCCGCUCCUACUCGCCGCGCAGCUUCGAGGACAUCGGUGGUGGCUACACGCCCGACUGCAGCUCCAACGAGAACCUCACGUCGAGCGAGGAGGACUUCUCCUCGGGCCAGUCCAGCCACGUGUCGCCCAGCCCCACCGCCGGCCGCCUCUACGGGCGCGACAAGAGCCGCUCCCCGUCGCAGAACUCUCAGCAGUCCUUCGACAGCAGCGGCAGCCCCCCGACUCCCCAGCCCCAGAAGCGGCACCGGCAACAGCAAGGGGCCGCCUCCGAAGCCACUGGCGUGGGCGCCCGGAAGAGCGGGCAGACCUGGUCCGGUGAGGGGGACUCGCACGCCGCCGGCAGAGCCUCCCUGGACAGCUGCUUCCACGUCGGAGAUGCAGACAUCGCUUUUGGUGGAAUGCCGCCCGGCUAUGCCUAUGACGCGGACCGGGCCGAGGAGCAUCGUCGGCACCAUGACAUGAUGCCCUACAUUGACGAUUCCCCCGCCUCCUCCCCCCACCUCAACUCCAAGAGCCGAGGCAGCCGGGACACCCUUUCCUCGGGGUCUCUGGAGUCCACAAAAUUGAGUGAGCCAGACUUGGAAAAGGGCUUGGAGAUGAGGAAAUGGGUCCUGUCUGGAAUCCUGGCUAGUGAGGAGACUUACUUAGGCCACCUUGAAGCCCUGUUGCUGCCUAUGAAGCCUUUGAAAGCGGCUGCCACAACAUCCCAGCCUGUGCUGACCAGUCAGCAGAUUGAAACCAUCUUCUUCAAAGUGCCUGAGCUCCACGAGAUCCACAAGGACUUCUACGACGGGCUCCUCCCCCGGGUUCAGCAGUGGAGCCACCAGCAGCGGGUGGGGGACCUCUUCCAGAAGCUGGCCAGCCAGCUGGGAGUGUAUCGGGCCUUCGUGGAUAACUAUGAGGUUGCCAUGGAGACGGCAGAGAAGUGUUGUCAGGCCAACGCUCAGUUCGCAGAAAUCUCCGAGAAUCUCAAGGCUAGAAGCACCAAGGAUUCAAAAGAACAGACAACAAAGAAUUCUUUGGAAACUCUGCUCUACAAACCGGUGGACCGAGUCACACGCAGCACCCUUGUGCUCCACGAUCUACUGAAGCACACUCCGUCAAGUCACCCCGAUUACCCUCUCCUGCAGGAUGCCCUCCGCAUUUCCCAAAACUUCCUGUCAAGCAUCAAUGAGGAGAUCACACCCAGGAGACAAUCCAUGACUGUUCAAAAGGGAGAGCACCGUCAGCUCCUGAAGGACAGUUUCAUGGUGGAACUGGUUGAGGGAGCCCGCAAACUGCGCCAUGUCUUCCUCUUCACUGACCUUUUCCUUUGUGCCAAGCUCAAGAAGCAGAUUGGAGGGAAAAGCCAGCAAUAUGACUGCAAAUGGUAUAUUCCACUAUCAGAUCUCAGCUUCCAAAUGGUGGAUGAUUCGGAGGCUGUGCCAAACAUCUCCCUUGUGCCUGACGAGGAGCUGGAUGCCAUGAAGAUCAAGAUUUCUCAACUCAAGAGUGAUAUCCAACGAGAAAAAAGGGCUAAUAAGGGCAGCAAAAAUCUGGAGAGGUUGAAAAAGAAGCUUUCAGAGCAGGAAUCUUUGCUUCUGCUGAUGUCUCCUAACAUGGCCUUCCGAGUGCAUAACCGUAAUGGCAAGAGUUACACAUUCCUCAUCUCAUCUGAUUACGAACGGGCAGAGUGGCGAGAGAUCAUCCGCGAGCAGCAGAAGAAAUGCUUCAAAAGCUUCUCGCUGACUUCAGUGGAGCUCCAGAUGCUGACAAAUUCCUGUGUGAAACUUCAGACUGUGCAUCACAUCCCCCUCACGAUAAACAAAGAAGAUGAUGAGUCCCCUGGUCUCUAUGGAUUCCUGAAUGUCAUUGUCCAUUCAGCCAGUGGCUUCAAGCAGAGCUCAAAUCUGUACUGCACCUUAGAAGUGGAUUCCUUUGGGUACUUUGUGAACAAGGCAAAAACGAGAGUUUACAGAGACACAGCAGAGCCGAACUGGAACGAGGAAUUUGAGAUAGAACUGGAGGGCUCACAGACGCUGCGGAUCUUGUGCUAUGAAAAGUGCUACAACAAAACCAAGCUUACCAAAGAAGAUGGGGAGGCCACAGACCGAAUCAUGGGCAAAGGCCAAAUCCAGCUCGAUCCACAGACACUGCAAGAUAAAGACUGGCAACGCACUGUCAUCUUGAUGAAUGGAGUUGAAGUGAAGCUCUCCGUGAAGUUCACAAGCAGGGAGUUCAGCUUAAAGAGGAUGCCCUCCCGCAAGCAAACAGGAGUAUUUGGAGUAAAGAUUGCAGUUGUCACCAAGAGAGAGAGGUCAAAGGUGCCUUACAUUGUGCGCCAGUGUGUGGAGGAGAUUGAGCGCCGUGGCAUGGAGGAGGUGGGCAUCUACCGAGUCUCUGGCGUUGCCACCGAUAUCCAGGCUCUGAAAGCUGCUUUUGAUGUCAAUAAUAAAGAUGUCUCGGUCAUGAUGAGUGAGAUGGAUGUCAAUGCCAUUGCAGGGACCCUAAAGCUCUACUUCAGAGAACUGCCUGAGCCUCUUUUCACAGAUGAACUCUACCCCAACUUUGCUGAAGGCAUUGCACUUUCAGAUCCAGUUGCUAAGGAAAGCUGUAUGCUGAACCUACUGCUGUCUCUUCCAGAACCCAACCUUGUCACAUUCCUUUUUCUCCUGGACCAUUUGAAAAGGGUUGCAGAGAAGGAGAACAUCAACAAGAUGUCACUUCACAAUCUGGCAACUGUUUUUGGACCAACGCUGCUCAGGCCAUCGGAAAAGGACAGUAAAAUCCCUGCUAAUCCAACUCAGCCUAUAGCCAUGACUGAUAGCUGGUCACUAGAAGUCAUGUCCCAGGUCCAAGUUCUCCUUUACUUCUUGCAGCUAGAGACUAUCCCCACCCCUGACAGCAAGAGACAGAGCAUUCUGUUCUCCACUGAAGUGUAGAAGCCCUGAUGAGUCUGUGUAGAACUUGGCUGUUGGUGUGAACGUGCCCUCCAAUCCUCCUUCAGACAUUCCUGGCCUGCCCUUGCCUACCAAGAGGAAAAGAGGCCUUCAGUACCUCUGCGAUUUGUCAGGCAAUGACAAGCUGAAGACUUUUUUUUUUUUAAAGAAAAUAAGAAAGUUUCCUUCCUCUUUUGACCACUAGAACAGGAAAAGAACUGGGCUAGACAAGAGAGUGGCUGUGCUGUGAGUUUUCCACCAGCAGAGGGAAACCCUGGGCAGCAAAACUGUUCUUGUGGGGUAGGCGAAGAACAGAUUCCUCUGGGUGUUGUUUUUUUUUUAAUGGAAUUAAUUUUAUCUUUGGGAAGCUUCAAGAUUUCUACUUGGACCACUUGUGAAGAGCAAAAGGAUAUAUCAAAACUGUAGUUUUAAUAGCUACUGUUUUGAUUUUUUUAAUGGAACGCUCCAAAGUAUAUUCAUCUAUGACACCCUCUAUUUGGAAAUUCAAAUCUUGAUUUCAAAAACUUUCUUUUUAAUAAAUAAAUUAAUACAUUAGAGGCUUCAUGUACAAUCAGACUUCUUGGUUGGGUAUUUUUUUGUCCCAGAUUUGCCUCUUUCCUUGGAAACAGAGAGAAGGGGAAACCUCAUUUUAUUGCCUUUUAUCCCUUUCUGGGUGGAGGUUGAUAAAGAAGGCACACCCUGUUGCAUCAUAUAAAGGUCAGUGCGAUAAAGGAGACUGGAGAAGGUAUUAACCAAAAAAUAAUGGGUGGCGUUAAUGUGAAAGAUUUGCUAAAUUAGUCAGGCAUUCUAAAUAUAAUAAAGCAUCACUUGCCAAAUGGGGAGCUUCUCCCCCAUAGAAAACAACAACACUUUUAUCCAGUUCUCCACCCAAACAGAUGAAGUCUGUUCAUAACAUUUUCUUCAAAGAUCUGGAGACAAAUGUUGAUAGCUCCCUGGCAGCUUGACCUAAACUUUUUUCUCAGCAUAGUUUUUUUGAUACUUGAAUUUUUAUGUUAUUUCUUAAGACUUCGUGUGUUGCUUAUGGAAAUUCUUUUCCACCUCCAUCCCCUUUUUUGCCGGUAAAUAUAAAUAUUUUUACAAGAUGUUUAAUAUCCUACACAAUGACAACUGAUUGAGCAGGGAGCAUUUUGUAUUUGUCAGAAAUCCCAGCCAUUCAGUUAAAUAUUGAAUGGACAUCAGAGCAGCCAUAUCUAGGCAUCAGUGAAUUGUAGCACUGGACAAGAAUCAGUGCUGGGAACUGGAAACAGGAACUAAUUGCAAAGUUCUAGGAUGGACAGGAACGUGUGGCUUUUGCUUCGAUUUAUAUUACAUUUGAGGAAAGUCUUUGUCUUUACCACUUCCCACUUGGUCAUGCAGCGUAACUCUUCCAUUAUACCCAUAGACCCACCAAUUUUACCAAGAAGAUCAGAAAUUGCUUACAGGCAAGUGAGAAGAUAGAUUAACCCCUCUCUCCUUAUUAAAGUGUGAGGGUCUAAGAUGUUAAACUAAACUGUUGGUUCAGGGGAAGUUUUUGAAGUAGGGAAUGGGGAGAGAUUUCCCCCAAGGUUUGUCCUAUUUCUCAGUUCUGAUAAAUAAAAGGUGACUCUCCUUGUUAAAGAGAACCAAAAGUAAACUGAGAAAUGUGCGUGUUGACAGCUCCUCCCAAUUUUUGCUUUCACUGUUCCAUAACAUCAGUUGCUUUGGGUAUUAGAAGAGAGGUUUUGUCAUCUUUCCCAUGUAUCUCUGCAUCUUUUAUGCUCUUGAAAACUAUUCAUACAGCAAUCUGAUACUGCUCAGCACCUCCUCUUCCCACCCAGCCUACAAGACAGUCCCUGUUAAGACACAACAUAUCUCAGCUUAUUAUUUUAUUGUUCUUACUGUGUUUUAUACUGUAAUUGUUUUAAUUGUUCCUAUUGUAUUUUAACAAUGUUUAUGUAAGCCUCCCAUAGAACUUCAGUUGUAGAGUGGCAUAGAAAUACCAUUAAUUAAUAAAUUAAAUUAUUAAGCCAAGAUAUGCACGA